Messenger RNA from Armigeres subalbatus, 1057 nucleotides. Its product is annotated as ubiquinone biosynthesis O-methyltransferase, mitochondrial-like. Gene Ontology annotation, cellular component: mitochondrion. NCBI's taxonomy places the organism in Eukaryota, Metazoa, Arthropoda, Insecta, Diptera, Culicidae. The transcript has 2 exons. Bases 147 to 1025 code for a protein of 292 amino acids. Gene Ontology annotation, biological process: ubiquinone biosynthetic process. The record is from RefSeq and is a predicted model, not a curated record. Gene Ontology annotation, molecular function: 2-methoxy-6-polyprenyl-1,4-benzoquinol methyltransferase activity.
GACCAUAAGAACCCUGGUUUUGACAUCUCAUCUCAAAAACAAACCAAAAGAAAGUGCGAUUAUAAAUAUUUUGGUUUUCAAGUUUUUCAAAAGCAAAGCAAUUUUCAAUAACAUAACACUUUUACAUUUCCGUAUUUUGCCGAAUAAUGUUGAUGUCAGGAUUUCCAAAAAUGCUUCCUAUGAUAGUACUUAAACCAUAUCGAGCAACUGGCUUGUUAUCAUUUAAAAAACAUCUUACUCAACAAACGACAUCUCGUUUAGAGCCUCCGCCGAAUGUGGACCAAAGAGAAGUGGACACUCUUGCUAAAUUAGCCGAAGAAUGGUGGAAUCCAACAGGGCCGCUGAAAGGACUACAUUCGAUGAAUUCUCUCCGGGUUCCAUUGGUUCGAGAUGGACUUAUUGCGACAAGCGUGGUUCCACAGGAGCAAAUCCGAUCACCUCAAGUGCUCAGAGGAAUUGAUAUUCUAGAGGUCGGCUGUGGAGGUGGUAUUCUAACGGAAGCUCUGGCAAGAAUUCAUGCCAACGUAGUUGGAGUUGAUCCCGGAGAGAAACUCAUUAGUGUGGCAAAGGAACACGCGACACGGGAUCAAAAAAUAUCUGGGAGAAUUAAAUAUUCGGUUGAAACUGUUGAAGACCAUGCACAGAAGAAUGUAGAAAAGUACGAUGCUGUGAUUGUGUCGGAGGUGCUGGAACACGUCAACGAUAAAGCAGCGUUUUUGGAGCAUUGCGUGAUGGCGUUGAAACCGGGUGGAUCUAUUUUUGUAACGACGCUGAACAAAACGACUGCUUCUUGGGUGGGAGGGAUAUUGGCGGCGGAGUACAUUCUGAAGCUGGUUCCGGAAAAUACGCAUGAUUGGGAAAAGUUUAUUGCACCGCUGGAUGUACAACGGAUUUUGAAAACAUUUAACUGUACAACUAUUUUGAUGCACGGAAUGACGUACGAAUUUUGGAAAAAUAGUUGGUCCUGGUGUAAACGAACGGACAUAAACUAUGCCGUUCAAGCUGUGAAGUUAGUCGAAAAUUGAAAAUACAAAAAGCGAUUGCUUGUAGUUCCUAA